Messenger RNA from Osmia bicornis bicornis, 1863 nucleotides. RefSeq lists its product as uncharacterized. The record is from RefSeq and is a predicted model, not a curated record. The coding region runs from base 65 to 1732 and encodes 555 amino acids. Lineage: Eukaryota; Metazoa; Arthropoda; Insecta; Hymenoptera; Megachilidae. The transcript has 8 exons.
UUUUCAAUAUAGACCUCUGAUAUUCAGAACAGAAUAUCAAACUGCGCGUACAGAAACCUAUGGAAUGUCCAGCAAACACUUGCCGCCGGUUUUGAGCCCUGAAGUACCUGAAUUUUUCCCAAAAGUACCCCCCAUCGUGAGAUUAAACAAGGAACAGAAUACUAGUCGACUUCAGUAUUUCCCAUCUCUUAACGAAAGAAGUUAUCAAAAUGAAUUGUUCCCGUAUAAUAGAACUCAGGGGAACAUUGGAACUGUGUAUCAGAAUACCGGAAUACCUUUAUUACCAGCUACAGACACAACAACAACUACGUUUAUCCGACAUCCCCCACAAUGGUACCAAAGAAUGAUACCACCCUCUAGCCAGAUACACAUAUCCAGCUCUACUUCACCACCUCGGAUGUGUACCUCGAUACAACCAUUAAGAGCUACCACCAUUACUCAUCAUCCCUUACAAGUACAAGAAAAAUUUCUGCAACCAAACCCCAUACCGAUACCAGUAUACCAACACCCCAUAGAGCUGUACCAUGAAACUGGUCAAAAAAGAAAGAACCAAGGUGUUGAUUUUAAAAACCUAAUAUUAUUAACGAAAAACGCGAUGAAAGCUCAUCGUGGUCAAUCGAAACAACAAUCUCAUGAAAAACCUACCUACGUACUAGAAACUAGAAAUAGAUCUUCUAAAACAGAAUCACAGAUGUUUCGAUGGUUGGAUAAAAGCUGUUCAUCAAAAACAAGAGAGUACGCUUCUAGCAAUACACUGGUUUCUGAAUUGAGCAACUUUGAUGGAAGAAACGAGAGAAGAAGAGCAGCAUCAAGUUCGAGAAGAGAAAAGGAUAAUGGAUCAAAGAAUAACGAACGUUUAAAGACAGAAAUCGGAAUAAUGUCUAAUCAAGAAGGCUCAUGUACGACGAAAUCUAAUAACGAGAGAGAUCAAAAGGAAAUUCGAAACAGAAGAAGACUUUAUAGAGACGUAUUGACGAAUGCUUCGGUGAAUCAAACAAUGUUUGAAAACGUAUUUGAGAAAAGGUACGACGAAUUAGAGAAACAAGCAAUGGAACAGUACAGAAGCUCGGAAGAAUCUUUGGCGCUUAAAUAUCAAGAACUCGAGCGUCAAGCGUUGGAACAAUACCGAUGUUGUGGUAACGUACAAGACGAUGACUCGAUGGAUAGUAAACAAAUCAAUGAGGACUCGACGAGAAACGUGAAGGAUACCAGUUGCUUUGACGGACAAAGGUGUUCUGGUUUUGGAAGGUGUAGUCCUUUGAACGCUGAGGAAAAAGAGGAAAGAGAUUCUUUUUUGCAAACUCAAGAUAAUGUUGCACGAACGGAAACUAAAAGGGAACCGGUCAAUUCUGGACGACCCUUGUACGAUACGAGCCCCCCCCGAUCGACUGUCCUCUCGAAAAGUUUUACCGCCAUGUCCGAAAAAAUUUCUUAUGAAUCGAAAAACACGUGUAAGGGUGCAUCAGGUGAUAAAACCGGUAAACGUGUUUCAGUGCGAACAUCAUCGAAAAGGCGUCUGAUACUGGUGUCACCCUUCGAAAAAGAAUCAGAGGCUAAACUAACGAGGACAACCGAUCUAGAAGAAUUUUAUUGCAUCGCUCAAGGAAGUAAAAAUAUUUUUGGUUACUAUAAUAAUUCCAAAGUUGGACAAAUCGGGGCUGGAGAUGAAAAUAUUACUUUUAUUCAAUCUCCUAGAACGGAAGUCUGGCUCUCAGGUUUUUGGACGACAUAGAAACUGGACUUCAGGAUAGUCAUUCAAGGAGAUACGAACCUUGUAAGGGCAAUUCAUUGAAAAGAUCAAUUAUUAUAUAAUCCAUCAAGUAAUGUAUUUUUAAAUAUGAUAAUAAAUGCUUCAAUACUGUA